AUGAACAAUUUGCUCUCCAAACUCCUCAACAAAGCAGUGGUGAAUAGAAGUAUUGGCUGUCACGCUAUGUGCAGUGUUGUCAACCUCACGCACCUAAGCUUCGCCGACGAUAUUGUUGUUUUUACUGAUGGGUCACCUGCUUCACUCAAUGGAAUUCUGGCAGUGUUUCAGGAAUUUGCUCGGAUGUCUAGACUGCGGAUAACUAUGGCCAAAUCUACUGUCUUUGCGGCGGGAAGAGGUAAACUGGUCCUGGAAGCUGCUGCAGGAGCAGCUGGCCUCUCAGUAUCAGCUCUUCAAAUUAAGUACUUGGGUCUGCCUCUCACAACAAAGACAAUGAUACACAAUGAUUAUGAGCCUCUACUGGUGAAGAUUCAGAAUAGGUUACUGAGUUAG
Messenger RNA from Brassica oleracea var. oleracea, 393 nucleotides. RefSeq lists its product as uncharacterized. The record is from RefSeq and is a predicted model, not a curated record. NCBI's taxonomy places the organism in Eukaryota, Viridiplantae, Streptophyta, Magnoliopsida, Brassicales, Brassicaceae. The transcript has a single exon. Bases 1 to 393 code for a protein of 130 amino acids.